CUCGACUGAUUUUUCGGGAGGCGGCGCGUUAGUGAACGAGGCAGCACGGCAUCGAACAGACGUCUUUUAACAAGCAACACUCGUUGAUAAUUGCGAGCUGCACACGAUAUAUAGUUUUGCCGGGCGUGCGUGCGUUACACACUAAAAAAAGUUUACACAGAGGUGAGGCGUGUCAGAGACAUCGUCGACGAGGAGAAGCUCGUCGGUUUAUUUUUUCGUUAUCGCAAGCCAAGCAGUAGCGCUGCGACCUAGAGGGACAAUGUCGUCGCUCAGUGGUGACGAGAGCAACGAAACGGCCGGCAACGAAACUGCAGUAAGGAGAACUCGUUCGGGCCGAGCUGUCAAAGCUGUGAGCACCCCAGUGCCGACAACAAAAAAGACUCCCAUAAAAAAGACAACAAGAUCUACCCGGGCCUCGAGAGCUUUUCAGGAGAUCAUUGACGAGGAACCUCCUGUAGUUCCACAGCAAGCUGAGCUAGCUUCUGAAAAUGGUGUGCAACAAGAAAUCUUCGCCGAAGAACUCCUAAGUAUAAGUGAAGUUCAAGAUUAUAGUGAAGUACAAGAAAGUAAUCCAGAAGCCUUUGAAAGUAACGGUGAAAAUAUAGCAGAAGUAGCUGCAGCUGCUUAUCAGGCAGAAGUGAUGAAUGAAGACGAAACAAUGGAACAAGAUCCACUAGCUUCUAAUCAAUUAGUAGAACAACUAGAAGAAGAAGAAAACCAAGUAAUGAUGAAUGAGCAGGCUGUGGUGGAGCAUCAAGAAAUGGAAGAAGUACCACAAGAAGCUGCUCCAGAGGACAACAUCCCUGAAUUUGAUCCUGAAGAAGUUGAAGAUGAUCAGAAAAUGGAAACAGAGGUUCCAGCCCAAGAUAAUCCUGAUAAUGCACAAAUGAUGGUUGAUAACGAUGAUAAUGAUGAUCAAUGUAUCCUGAUUGAAGAUGACAUAGAUCCAAACUAUGGAUUAGAUGAACAUAUUGAAGAGAGUAAUGACAGUGAAUCUAAAGCCAAAGAAAAUAAUCAAGAAGUCAUUGAAAUUAGUGAUCAAGAAAGCGAUCUGAAGAAAAUAGAACCAGAUACUGAAGCUGUGUCAGAAGAUGAACUACCAACUGAAACUGCUAAGGAACCUGAAACCGAAGCAGUAUCAGAUGAAGAGUUGCCUGCUGCGCAACCUGCUGAUCUUGGUGAAACUGAAUCUGUUUCCGAUGAUGAGCUACCAUUAGAAAGUGAAAAGAAAAAGAAAGGUGCAAAGUCAGUGAAGACUCCUGAGAAGAAGACCAAGACCAGCACAGGAGUAAAAAGAAAGAGAACUCCUCAAGGUGAAUACGAUCCCUGUUCACCUACUUCUGAAAAUAAUGAUGAAACCCCUGCUAAAAUAAAAGCUAUUUCAGCUGACACCUCCAAUGACAAGGAUGACAAGCCAUUAUCUCCCAAAAAGAAAAUGUUACCUGAACUGGAAAAGUACUGGAAAGCUGUCAUUGAUGACCCUGCUGAUUUCACAGGCUGGACUUAUUUGCUGCAAUAUGUUGAUCAAGAGAGCGAUGUAGAAGCUGCGAGAGACGCAUAUUAUAAAUUUUUAGAUCGUUACCCUUACUGUUAUGGUUACUGGAGGAAAUUUGCUGAUUAUGAGAAGAGGAAAGGGGACCCCGAACGAGUUCAAACGGUCUUCGAUCAAGGUUUGAACGCCAUAUCACUGAGUGUCGACCUGUGGCUGCAUUACAUCAAUCACUGCAAGGUCAUACACGAAAAAGACGAGGAAAAAAUGCGAGAACAAUAUGAGAGAGCCAUCAAGGCAUGCGGGCUCGAAUACAGAUCCGAUCGCCUUUGGGAGAGCUACAUCAAAUUUGAGCAGGACCACAAAAAUCCUAGCAAAGUAAUGGCUAUCUACGAUCGUUUAUUGACAACGCCUACGAUGGGUUAUAUGUCUCACUUCGAGUCGUUCCAAGAGUUUGUCAGCUCAACCAGCCCCAACAAAAUUCUCAGCGUUGAUGAUUUCCUUGAAUUAAGGGCUGAAGUCAAAUCUCUAUUGAAAGCAGAUGAGGCUGUUGCUGGUGCAGAUGAAGCGCCUCCAGGUGAGGAAUCUUCUGCCGAUGAUAAGCCGCCUACCGAUGAAGAAACUCGUAUGAUUAGAGAAAAAAUUAUCAGUAGCAGAAGAAAAAUGCAUAAAGCUAAUGUCAAUGCCGUUGCUGCCAGGUGGAACUAUGAAGAAGGAAUCAAGCGACCAUAUUUCCAUGUAAAGCCUUUAGAAAGGUGUCAAUUGAAAAAUUGGAAAGAAUAUCUCGAUUACGAAAUUGAACAGAAAGAUCAUGGUCGGAUAGUUAUAUUGUUCGAGCGUUGUUUAAUAGCUUGCGCAUUGUACGAUGAGUUUUGGAUGAGGUUUGUGCGUUACUUGGAGUCACAAAAAGGCGACAAUGUUGACAAGAUCCGUGAUGUGUACCAUCGAGCUUGCACUGUUCACCACCCAAAGAAGCCAAAUCUUCAUUUACAAUGGGCCAGUUUUGAGGAAGGUAUGGGCAAUUACGUGAAAGCUGCCAACAUACUCGAAAACAUCGAUUCAGUCACGCCAAAUAUGCUUCAGAUUGCUUACCGUAGAAUUAAUCUUGAGCGCCGUCGCGGUGAUCUCGAAAAAGCAGCUGAACUUUAUGAACACUAUAUCGCCACUAGUAAAAAUAAAACAAUAGCAAACAAUAUUGUUGUCAAAUACGCAAGGUUCUUGUGUAAGAUUAAAAAUGACACUGACAAGGCAAUGAAAGUCUUAUUAAAGGCUACAGAAAAAGAUAAGGACAAUCCCAGACUAUACUUGCAACUGAUCGAUUUAGGGCUACAAAGAAGCCCAGUCGAUGUUCAGGAAGUUAUCGGAUUCAUGGAUUUAUUCAUUGAUCGCGAGCAUGCUGAUGUUGAGCAGCGAGUAUUAUUUGCCCAACGCAAGGUCGAGUUUCUUGAAGAUUUCAGCCGAGAUAUUAGACAGGUUUUGAAAGCACACGACCAAUUCCAGAAGUGUAUAAAGCAAGCUAAGGAAAGAAAGAAAAUCAAGAAUGACGAGAAAAUUGAAGCUACUCCGCCAAAGAAAACCGUCAAGACAGAUGCGGCCGCUCCCGCUGCAACUCCAGCAUCUUAUCAGUACAGUAGCAGUUCGACACCUUAUCAACAGCAACAAUUCCAGGCUGGUCAAUAUAGCCAAAGCUAUCAACAGAGCUAUCAACAAUACCCUCCUCCAUCGGCGGAUCCUAAUUACGCUAAUUAUCAAAAUUGGCAGUACAGCCAAAGUAAUCCUCAGGCUUACGCACCUUAUAAUCAAUGGGGCUCUUAUAACUAUUACUAAAAAAAAUGUAUGACUAUUGCGAUAUGGCACGCAUACCACACAAAUUGCUAUACUCCCUUUCGGUGUGAUAUCAUUGAAAUGUAUAUUAACUAUAAUUGAGCAUCCACUUAUAAGGUCAUGGCUGCACAUAUUUUUUUGUUCUGUCUUACUUGCACAAUGAAAUUCGACCAGUGCGAAUAUUAUGUAUAGGAUUUACUUCAGAAAUGGACUAAUGGAAAUUAUUUUCGGCUCAUGUUGGUGGCUAUGACAUGGCGUUGUAAGCGAUUAUUACUGUUGUGCAGAAUUGUAGAAAUUUAGCUGUAAGACUUUGAGAGGACUGAUGAGAAUGUGCAGGACGAGCGUGUGUGAUUGUACUGUUUCAACUUUUUUCUUUUUAGUUUUCACGUAAUUUGAUUUUAUAAAGAGCAACUCUUGUUUUCUAAUCAUAAUUUGAAAAUAUGCAUGGAGUCUACUCUUAUCUUUGAAUAUAUUUCAAGUGGAAAAACAUCUUAAUUUUUUAAAUAAAAAUUGAUGUUGCUAAUACAUAUUAAAACUAUGAGUUUGUACGAAAUUUUUUGUAUAGCUUACUUCUAUUUGUAUCACUAAGGAUUAUGAUCAAUCAAAUAAAACUUUUUUAUCUGAA
This is a messenger RNA of Trichogramma pretiosum, 3938 nucleotides long. RefSeq names its product pre-mRNA-processing factor 39 (gene Prp39). The record is from RefSeq and is a predicted model, not a curated record. Lineage: Eukaryota; Metazoa; Arthropoda; Insecta; Hymenoptera; Trichogrammatidae. Gene Ontology annotation, cellular component: commitment complex; U1 snRNP; U2-type prespliceosome. Gene Ontology annotation, molecular function: protein binding. Bases 260 to 3316 code for a protein of 1018 amino acids. The transcript has 14 exons. Gene Ontology annotation, biological process: mRNA 5'-splice site recognition; RNA processing.